Balaenoptera ricei (Rice's whale) is the source of this 5614-nucleotide messenger RNA. It is a transcript of the gene PAQR8, whose product is annotated as progestin and adipoQ receptor family member 8. Gene Ontology annotation, cellular component: plasma membrane. Gene Ontology annotation, biological process: response to steroid hormone. Gene Ontology annotation, molecular function: steroid binding; nuclear steroid receptor activity. The transcript is spliced from 3 exons. Lineage: Eukaryota; Metazoa; Chordata; Mammalia; Artiodactyla; Balaenopteridae. The record is from RefSeq and is a predicted model, not a curated record. The coding region runs from base 874 to 1938 and encodes 354 amino acids.
UGUAUUUUUCUUAUGGUAAAAUAUGGACAGCACUGUGGGUGGGGAGGACAAAUCUGGGACCAAAUGUGGAAUUUCCUCUCCUGACCACCCCGCCCCUCCUUGUGUAAGUAGGUCACUGUUAUCGGUACCCGCUAGAAGAGACAGGAGUAUAGAAGUGGGUGCUAGCAUGUCAGUAUAAGAGGUGUGUUCCUGUGGUGCAUAAGUCCUUCGAGGGUGUAUCUCAGGGGUGUGAAAGUGUGUCUGCAAUAGCCCUCCUGGGUGUGUCAAAACGUGAUUUCACAGGCAGAAUGACCCUUAAUGUGCAGAUUCGGGUGGUGAGAGUAGAUUGAAUUCAGUCUUAGGAUAAAAGAUGAAGUUUGUUGUUUGUUCCCCAGCCCGAAAGACUUCGGCAGUGCCCCCCCUGGGGUGGGUCUUGGAAAGAACAGGGCAGCGGUAGACUCUUCUCUGUUUCUCCCGUCCCCUUGGGCUUUUAGCCGCCGAAAGGGGGCUGUGCGGACCUAACACCGGGCUGGAAGGAAGAGGCGUAAGUCAACUUCCUCGCCGGCGGCAACCGCGGCGGCUGUGGCCGCGCGGGUGUGCGCAUCCCGCCCCCGGGUCGGGAAGGGGCGGAGCCGGGCGGAGCCCGCCCCCCGCGGUCCCCUCUUCCCUGCUGCUCCACUGAGAAGCGCCGGCCUCAGUCUCUGCCGCCUGCAGGAAGCUGGGAGCCGGGACCCCGGGCCGGGAGUGCGGGCUGGGCUGCGUGCACGGGCUCGGCCGCCGCUGCCGAAACUCCUAUAUAUCCAGGCUCCUCCCUCACCUCUUUGGAGCAGAUCCUCAGAGUAUCUGAGAGGCUGACUCCUGGCCUAUAGUCCUCAGUUGCAUCCCCGUGUAGCCAUGACGACUGCCAUCCUGGAGCGUCUGAGCACCCUGUCCGUGAGUGGACAGCAUCUGCGCCGCCUGCCCAAGAUUUUGGAGGAUGGGCUGCCCAAGAUGCCGGGCACCGUCCCGGAGACCGACGUGCCCCAGCUCUUCCGGGAGCCCUACAUCCAUGCUGGGUACCGCCCCACCGGCCACGAGUGGCGUUACUACUUCUUCAGCCUCUUUCAGAAACACAACGAGGUGGUCAACGUCUGGACCCACUUGUUGGCGGCUCUGGCCGUCCUCUUGCGGUUCUGGGCCUUUGUGGAGGCCGAGGGCCUGCCGUGGACCUCUGCCCACGCCCUGCCCCUGCUCCUCUACGUCCUGUCCUCCAUCACUUACCUCACCUUCAGCCUCCUGGCCCACCUGCUGCAGUCCAAGUCCGAGCUCUCCCACUACACCUUCUACUUUGUGGACUAUGUGGGCGUGAGCGUUUACCAGUACGGCAGUGCCUUGGUCCACUUCUUCUACACCUCUGACCAGGCCUGGUACGAGCACUUCUGGCUUUUCUUCCUGCCCGCAGCCGCCUUCUGUGGCUGGUUAUCUUGCGCCGGCUGCUGCUACGCUAAGUACCGUUACCGCAGGCCUUACCCAGUCAUGAGGAAGAUCUGUCAGGUGGUGCCGGCGGGGCUGGCCUUCAUCCUGGACAUCAGCCCCGUGGCACAUCGCGUGGUUCUGUGCCACCUGUCUGGCUGCCAGGAGCAGGCGGUCUGGUACCACUCCCUCCAGAUCGUCUUCUUCCUGGUCAGUGCCUACUUCUUCUCCUGCCCGGUUCCGGAGAAGUACUUCCCGGGUUCCUGUGACAUCGUGGGCCACGGGCAUCAGAUCUUCCACGCCUUUCUGUCUGUCUGCACACUGUCCCAGCUGGAGGCCAUCCUCCUAGACUACAAGGGGCGACAGGAGGUCUUCCUGCAACGCCACAGCCCCCUGUCCAUCUACGUGGCCUGCCUCUCAUUCCUCUUCUUGGUCGCCUGCAGUGCGGCCACUGCAGCCUUCUUGAGGCAAAAAAUCAAGGCCAGACUGACCAAGAAAGAUUCUUGAGGCCGGCAGGUGGGGCGCGGUGUGGAGCUGGCCUGAUAGGAUUUGGGGAAAACUUGAAUCAACAGUAGGAGUUGACUUUUUGUUUUUUAGAGCAGGCUUUUAAAUGAGUACAUAUUUCCAAGGGUGGCUAUGGCUAUGGCAUUAGGAAGCCAAAGGGUCCAAGAGUUUUGCUGUUAUUGUUGUGAAUGAAAGUAUUCCUUUAUCCUCUGGGCUGUAGCCUUACGAGACAUAGGAAGGGAAGGAACCUUGGCUAAGAUUCAUCGGACACUGAAUUAAGAACCAUCGUCAUGCCUGAAAAUUUAGUAGAAUUCUGACUGUGGCCUCCAGGGGCAAGGCCUGGUCUAAAGGGAUAAUCCAACCAGACUGGGAAAGUUAGGAGGUGGCUGGACCACACUGUAUUGAAGUGAGCAUUCUUCUAUGAUGCUGGUCUUUGGUAAUUGGGUACAUUGACCCAAGGACCCGAUUUCAUUUGGAUUUCAGAUUGUCCGGGGUGGAGAAGUCAGAAUCUUCAAGAAGAUUCCGUAAAACCCUCAGACAUCAUGAAUUACUCGGUUCGUCUGACUUCUGGUCCCUUCUCUGGCCCACUCUAGCACUGACCCUUUUCUCAGGAUGAUGUCUUCCUGGCUGUUUUCUCCCAAGUGCUGUUCACUCCCAUCUGUACCUUGCAUGGUGAUAGAGAGGACGAUGAAGCAGUCAUACUUCCAGGAAAUGCUUGGAUCCAUGUGGACAUUCAGGAAACUUACUCUCAUAUAAUACUAAUGGAAACAGUAGUAGAAAAUACAGUGCCAAGAGCCAUCAGGAGGUCCAGCCAGCAAGCAUGGAUACCGUUUGGUGUCAUGGGACCCUUCUGUUUUAUACCUGUGCAUUGCAGGAUUACUUGAGAUCUAUUAGGGCUGCUUUACAUGCCAGAAGGUCUGGAGCUUUUUCCAGAGCAUCUUCUCCAGAUUUUGACCAGCAUGUUCAAAAAGCCCCUGGUAGAGUGAAUUGGUUCUAAGAGUCCCACUAGGGAUCUGAUUAUUUCAAGAGGAACUCAAGGUCCAGCCUCUUAAAUAGAUGCUGCCCCAUGAAAGACCCGCAUAACUACCCUAGUUCAGGGUCCUCGGGGAGGCAGUUGUACCUCAGCUUAGAGCAGCUUAAAUUAAUCAAGCCCCAGGACAGGCACAUGUGUGCAUUCAUGGUGGAUUGGUCCCCGAAGGCUCCUUUGGGUGAGGAUGGUGAACUGGGCACCCUGUAGGCAGAAUGUUCUGUUUAGGACAUAGUUGCCCAGCAGCUUCUAUGGAAUGGGGGGGCUUGCGGUUGAUGUGUUCUGGCCACGCAGCCCCCCUGAGGACUGCCUUCUGCACUGAUCCAGUGAAGGGGGCUGCAUUGGAACCCUCCCCAGAGGCUGUAUUUCCUAUCAGUAUAAGGUCUCUGUUUACUAAAAAGGGAGGUGGGUUUUCAUUCCAGUUUGAUGAACCUCCUCUCUUCCUAGAUUACUUUGUUGUCUUCAUAUCUUUGUUUUCUUCCUUUCUCUUGAGAGAUGUGUAGGGAUUGUGCCUUAUAAAUGGAAAUGUACGAACUUAAUACACUUAAUACAUGGCCAUGUGGAAUUUUCAGUUUGGGGUUAUAGGCAUAAGGAAAAAAGAAUUAAUUGCCUUCCAACCCAUGGAUGAAGAAACUUCAGAAUACCAGAAUUGCUUAUCCAUCAGAAGACUCUUUCAACCUGUAUUUUGGAGGGAAAAAUUCAACUGAGGCUUUCCUGUAAUCUUUAUAUCAAGAAAUCGUAUGUCGGGACUUCCCUGGCAGUCCAGUGGUUAAGACUCUCCGCUUCCACUGCAGGGGGUGCGGGUUCAAUCCCUGGCCGGGGAACUGAGAUCCUGCAUGCCGUGGAGUGGCCGGAAAAAAAAAAAAAAAAAGCAAGCAUAUGUCUUGUCAGUUAUGUUGUUUUCCUAGAUGGAUUUCUCCUGGGAAUCCCCAAAUACCUGAACUUCUGUGCUACCCAAGUGUCUUACACGAGCUUCUGGCAUCCAGGCCAAAUUCACCGCCAAUAAAGUUAGCAACACCAAACCGGUUGAACUGAUGAACAAGGGAAUGGAAAGUUGUUGUCAACACAGUGCAAGUAGAAGGUCAGUUUAAAUGGAGAUGAGAAAGUGUCUGAAAUGUCUGUAAUUAUGGAUUCAGAGGCUAUCUUCUUUUAAAAAUUGGAAGGGAGAUGUAAGUCAAGCUCUUGCAUGUAACCAUGGUGGUCAUGGUGGGCAGAGAUCUUUAGGCCAAAUGCAGGUAUUUUUUAAGGGAGAAAACACAAGGUACAGCAGUGAUCCUCCAACGCCAUCCGCAGACCAGUGCCAUUCUGCACACACAUUGGUCUGUAACAAGAUAAGUACAGAGAGUCACUAAACUCUUAGAUAUGAACAUAAAAUUUAUAACAUUUUGAUUUUAAUUUACCCAAGUAUUGGUCCCUCAAGUACUGGAAAUUUAAAAAAAAAUUUUUCACCAGAGAUAUUUGAGAAGUGUUGAGGGACUACUUUCUGGUUAGAAAUUCCAGUAUCUCAUGAGAAAUAGAGAAACAGGAGAUGCAGGCGUUUUUAAAUACUCAGACUCUUAAGGGGUUAAAUACUCCUUUUAAAACAUUUUCAUUCAAACGAUUGAAUCAGUAAGGAAGAGACCUAGUUUGUUUAAAAGGAAUAAUAAGUAUUUGAUAAAGGGGAUGGUUCUUCUUAUUCCACCAAAGCCAAAAGUUGACAUCUAUUGGAAAUUCUCCUGUUACUGAUCUCUUUUUUACUAAGGCUUUCAACCUAUUAAAAUGUAAAUGCCUCUGGGGGAAAAAAAAAAACAUAAACUAAACUAUUAGUCAUUUAUGUCUUGGGAAUAAAAUGGGUAUUGUAUGUGGCCUGCUACUCAGGGUAGAGAGAGGGAAUAACAGGAUGCAGCGAAUUGGGGACCUAUUUGCCUGUUUGUUUCCCUCUUGCAAGCACUUCCUGACCUAUAUUUACUAGGGAGCUAAUGUUAAUACUCUUCAGAUGAUAGGGUUUCAUCUCCCACCUUGGCUGAAAGUACCUCACUCAGUAACUCUAUUCUCAGUCCUCUACUGGAAGCUUGAAAUAGUAGGCGCUCAAGCCAUGGAAUGGAGGUAGUUCUUUCCUGCCUCUGUUGCCCACCUGUUCACCAGUUGUACCCUGACGCUUGAAAACAUUAGGUUCUUCAGUUGCCACGCUGUACUUUCAAAUGGGUCCUCCAGAUGGUGCUCAUGUCUUACUCAGAGAAGGCAUGGCCAUUGUCCCCAAGGCCUCCGCCUAAUUUUGUUGUUCCUAGGGUUUUGCUUGAUUGCUUGGCAAAGAAAAAAUAGAACUAUUUUCUGUUUAUAUAAAUCUACUUACACAAAUGACCAUUUAACAGAUUUUGUAAAUGCAUUAUUGUGCUCUCAACAGCUACCUUGUGUCUUUGACAAGGCCUAUCUUAAAGAAAGGUUUUAUCUAGACAAACAUUGCCAGAAGGUGAUCAGGACACUUCAUAGCCACCUAGAAGUAGGAAAGUGUAAAAGCUUUGAAAAAAAUCUCCAUACCCAAAAUCUCAAAAUAUGCUCCCCCUCCCCCAAAUCCCCACUUGUGAGUAGAUCAAAUUGGGCCCCCUCCCCAAAAGCUAUGGAGUUGAUUUCUCUAAGGAUUUUCAAUCUAAUUGAAUAAAUAUUUUAAUCUCA